Messenger RNA from Panonychus citri (citrus red mite), 629 nucleotides. It is a transcript of the gene RpL40, whose product is annotated as ubiquitin-60S ribosomal protein L40-like. Gene Ontology annotation, biological process: protein ubiquitination; modification-dependent protein catabolic process; translation. The record is from RefSeq and is a predicted model, not a curated record. Gene Ontology annotation, molecular function: ubiquitin protein ligase binding; protein tag activity; structural constituent of ribosome. NCBI's taxonomy places the organism in Eukaryota, Metazoa, Arthropoda, Arachnida, Trombidiformes, Tetranychidae. Gene Ontology annotation, cellular component: cytoplasm; nucleus; ribosome.
AACAUAAAUGUUACCAUGGUGACGAUCCGGAAACGGAAACAUUUUGGAUUUUGAUUUGUUUGGGUUUUUAAGAAAAUAAUUUGUUUUUUUUGCUGAAUUGUUAUUGUAAUUGUUGAUAAGGUGUUCUAAUUAAUUUAAUUUAAUUUAAUUUAGUCAAGAUGCAGAUCUUUGUUAAAAAUUUGGAAGGUAAAAGUAUUGCCUUUGAUGUUUCCGAGGAGACUGAUGUUUCAGAAUUACUUUUCGCUAUUCAAGAGCGAGAAAAUAUUCCUUAUGAAGAUGCUCGUCUUAUCUUUGGUGGACAAUUAGAAGGUGUUUCACUUGAAGAAUAUGGUAUUGUCGAUGGAUCAACUUUAACCUUGACCCUUCGAUUGAGAGGAGGUACCAUUGAACCUUCUCUUCUUCAAUUAGCUAAAAAAUAUAACAUUGAUAAAAUGGUUUGUCGUAAAUGUUAUGCUCGUCUUCAUGCUAAAGCCACUAAUUGUAGAAAACGAAAGUGUGGACACUCCAACAAUUUGAGACCCAAGAAGAAGCCAAAACAAAAUUAGAACUGUGGACAAACCUCAAAGUCAUGGUACACUUAUUGUUUAAAAGUGAUUAAAUCAAAGAUAUUGUCUCUUAAAAAAAACCAA